AAAAACUAGAACAAUUUCCUCAUUCUCAUAGUUGUUUGUCUCUGUCUGUCUCUGAAAGCCAACUAGGAGCUUUAGAAAACUCCGAGUCUUAGAUGGAGACCUACAUCUGGUUGGUCUUUCUGUGUUCUUUUUCACGAUUUGCGGAGGCCGAAAAUAAAGACUGUUUCUCUCACUCUAACGAGAUAACCCUCUCAAUAGAUUCAUUCUCCAUAAAUGGCGAAGCAUCCAACGGUAUGUCUACUUCUAAACUUCUGUUAGACUCCAAGGACCCCUUCUGCUUUCAGAAGGACUCUCGAAAUAAGGAGAUAACAGUAAAUUUGGGAGGCCUGUAUUACUUGUGCGGUCUAGCCUCCAAGACAGAAGAAAACUAUGUGGAAUUUUAUAAGAUGGAUGUCAAUGCUUUUGAGGAGGACGCUUAUUGGUUCCGCUACGAAAGUUCAUCCGGAAAUCAGAAAGUAAGAGGAAAAAGAGGGGGUGAUGGUGGUUAUGAUGUCAGCAAAACAGACAUUGAGGUACGACUUGCAAGGAAAAUACGGCUCUCGAUCACCGAGUACAAAGAUAAGCCCUGCACCUCUCUUGCAUUUUACGGAAAGACAAGAAAUUCUUCAGUCUCGACGAGUCAACAACCUCUAGGAUGCUACCAACAUCAACACAUCGGGGGCAGCUUUAGCAUGCUUGUGAAGCUCAAGGGACAGACUCCUGUUAGUUUUUGCUCCAGUAUUUGUGUUGACGCGUUCCCCACAUGCCGUGCGUUUCUCGUGAAACCUGACCACACGUGCUGGUGUAACAAAGAACCUGCUGCCCUUACGGCAAAUUUCUUUGAAAUAUCAGGAGUAAAUUGUAACAACGAUACAACGAUGAUGUAUUCUGUUGGAGAUCAGCCCCCGAUCUCAUGCAAGAGAGAGAUGCGAUUACUUACUCCUGAGAGGUCCCUACUCGGCAGUACUCCCCCUGUAGUCUGCCCAUCGUCAUUUCGCUGCUUCGGCCUAGUGGCAAGCUACGAUAAUUCUCCGCCAUUACCCAUUUGGCUCCACACUCAACCACCUGAAAAUGCUGUUGUGAUCUUGGCUUUCUACUCAUGCGUACAUGAUAGCGACCCUUGCAAAGUGAUAGCAAAUCCUGUGGCAUGCAAUCAGUGGGUGAGCUCUCUUGGAACUUGCAAUUCAACCGUCGAAAUAAAAAACGCUACGUUUGAGAUGCAGCUAAAAGCCGACAAGCCAUUCCCUGUGUCUCUGCUUAACCACUCAAGCAGCCAGUACCAAGCAGAAAAGCUAUUCUACGAAAACUUGAUUCUCAAAGAGAUGGCACGUCAUCUGGUGUACAAUGUGACUGUCAUCGAUUUAAGCCCCGGCAGCACCUACAUCAAAGCAGAAAUCGUCAGCACUGCACCAAGCCACAGGGAAUAUCUCAAGAACAAGAUCAAGACCGAGAUCAUCGAUGGAGGGAAGAAAGAUGGGGUAGACUUCACAGGGGAUGUGAAACUUGAGCCUAUAGACACAAAUCGUACCGCCCCAAAUGCUACAUGCUGUAUGCCUACCAUCAAUAUAACGAGCCUAGCGAACACCACCGCUGAUCAUGCAAUCGUCGUCUCAAUUGCCGAGGCCUUUACCGUUGAAGCCCAAAUACUCUACCCAAGCUGCCAUCACGCCUCAAAUAACAACCACAUAUGGGAAAUAAGGGAGUUUUCUGACGGCGCCAUCGGUAAAAUGGUAAAAAGAAAUGACUCCAAGUCGAAUUAUCCUCUGGUUAUCGACAAAGAAAGUGUGCAGUGGGGUUCGUAUAUUGUUCUGUAUACCGUGAGCUGCCCAGGUGACAACGACGAAGUAAAGAGCUAUGCCUGGGGACUUGUAAAUUUCAACAGAGCAGAACUUGAAGCCUCUAUAGAUGGCGGGUCAGCGGUCACUCGUGGUGGAAGCGGAGAGACCACGUGCGACGCCUCGCCCUCACGAGACAAGAGAGCAGAGCCUGGGGACUACAGUGGUAUGGAGUUCUUGUGGCUUUGUAAGGAAACCACCGAGUCAUAUCCAAGCGGCAACUACACCUCUUUACCCGUGGUCACUCCUGGGCCCCAGGGCGCUGGCGGGUGUUACGGAACGGGGAUCGGAAGACUGAGUUCUAAGUAUCGAACUGUGAAGGUUAACCUUGGUGCAAUGCAGGUUGGGAAGAGUUAUGACGUCACGGUGGUUAUCAAGAAAGAGUUCAGUACAGCUGAGUUUACUCAGACUAUUGAGGUUGUUCUUGGUGACCCACCAAUGCUCAAAAUCAGAUGCUUAGAGAACUGUGGUGUAUCGGCCGCCAUCAAUACUGAGCUCGCCGUUAAGGCUGAGUGUGAAAAGGACUGUGCACAUGGGAUGUCAUAUGAGUGGAGCCUGCAAAAGGAGUCCCAAGGGUCUCCACCCUCGUGGCAUGAGUUGUCAGACUUCACAUCGAUGAUCGAUCAUCACCCGGGAAACGAUUUUUUGAAGCUCAAGGCAAAUAAGCUCGAUGCGCAUUUCAGAUACCGUUUGCUUGUGAAAGCUGGGCGAAGUGGUAGCGAGGGAAAAACCUCGUACGAGUUUCUCACGAACGCGCCACCACAGGGUGGCCGAUGCCAGCUAAUGCCACCUGAGGGAAGAGCCCUGGAAACGACAUUCGCCUUGUCAUGUGAAGGCUGGCAAGACCAGGACACACCGCUGACAUAUCGGCUUGACGUAAAGAAUUCAAAAGGUGUUUGGUUCACCGCUUGCAGAGGAGGGAUGACGUCAUGCCGAGGCAUCACCUUGCCGGGUGGAGUGGAGUCAGAAGGGUUUAAGCUCGACGCAAACGUGAUAGUAGCUGACUCGGCACACGCCUCGAGUAGGGUUGGCAUCAGCGUCAAGGUAGAAAAGCCAUCCUUAGACCCUACAGCGUUUUUCUCUUCUAUCAAAAAACUUGCGUCGGGCGAUGACAAUGUGAUGGCAAGUAUGCUAAGAUCCGGCGACCUACACGGUGCUUCCGCGAUGGCGUCAGCGGUACUGGAAUCCCUGGACAUGGUACCAGACGAGACUAUGACCCCAGAUCAAAAAGCUAAGGCCAAGGAAGCUAUAAUCCGUAACAUGGCGUCAACACCUAUCAACAGCCUUGAUGACAUAAUGGCUAUCGGGCCAAUCAUAACGGCAGCGUCUAACGACGAGGGACAGGUUACUAUGGAAACGCAGAAUCAUGCCCUCGAUAUGUUGACCAGGAUGUUAAGCCUUCUGACUAGCACGAAAGCCAAUGGUGACAUCGCCGACCGAUUAAAGCAGGCUCAUACAUGCCUUUUGGGGGGAUUUGGCAACUUGAUUGCAAGUGCAGCAGGCAAAGUUCGCGGGAAAAGCACCACUGAGCAUUUACAAAGCAAAGAACACCUGAAAAAGAUGUUAACUAAUCUACGAAGCCUAGGAAGUAGCAUAGCCAAGCCUCUUAUCACUGAUGCGCCUGACUAUGUGAUAACCACGGCCAAACUGUCCAUGAUGGUCUGCAAAGCAUCUCCGGCAAAACUCAGCGAGAGAAUGCACAGACAAGGAGACGCCGGUAUCAAAUUCUCUGGAAGUAUUUCUGAUUUCCUUGGGGAGAACACAAGACCGGUCACGAUAACGGUCAUGGAUAUGGCUACGAAUCCUUAUAAAGAUGACAAGUCUGCAUCCUCGGUUGAAUCAAACGUAAUGGAAAUUGACCUCGCCUCCGACUCUGGCAGUAGGAUCCCUGUUGCAGGACUCCGAGAGGCACUGGACAUAAGAGUUCCCGUCAAUGCAGCACAACAGGCAAACCAAAUCCAAGAGCCUUCAAAUUUUAUGAAACUUGGAGUCCUAGAGAGCCGUAUAGUGACAGUCGGAGAAGAGGGCAAGGCACUGAGUUUGGAGCUUGAAAUAACAGCUCCGGUGACUGUUUACGUGCGUUUCCGAUUACGACCCGAACGCUCGGCGUUUGACUAUCGACAAGUUAUCGGAAGAGGACCAGCCUGUGCAACCAGACUAGAUGGAACCGCUGUACCGAAUACAUGUACAGAUGGACGAAAAGUGUUUAUACCGAAGGCUCAGAAAGGCACUUGGUAUAUUGGAAUGGAGCCUCACGAAACUCAACGAAGAAAAAAACGUUCUUGUUUUGGUCAUGGCCGAGAAAAGCGGGCUUGCAUGGAGGAAAAGGAGCUCUCGAUCUACGACCCGUCAAGUCUCGAGUACGACCCAACAACAGACGUCAACUACACGAUGAAGGUCACACUACCGGGUUGCCUGUUUUGGUCUGAAGACGAGCAGAAGUGGCUUGGGGCAGGGUGCACGGCCGGUGCUCAGACUACUGCCACCUCUCUUCAGUGUCUGUGUGACCACCUCACCGCGUUCGGUGGCAGCAUGAUUGUGGCACCCAACCCAAUCGACUUCAACAAAGUAUUCUUGGAAAUGUCCCGUCUGGGGGAGUCUGGUAACGUGGCUGUACUGGCCACCAUUGUCUCCAUUCUCACGGGAUACCUCGUCAUUAUCGUUAUCGUCAGAAAAGCCGACCGAAACGAUUUACGCAAGAUUGGUGACCCCAUAUCCGUCAACACGCCGACAGAGACUGCUUCUUGUUGCACGUACAAAAUAACGGUUCAGACAGGGAUCUGGCGAAACGCGGGGACCACAUCAGACGUCACCUUUACGAUCACUGGACAGGAGGGGAAGAGUGACUCCAUCACUAUACGUCAUGCUGAUGUCAUACCACGUGUGGCUCUGGCGCGAGGAAAUGAAGACGUCUUUUUGGUGCAUCUCCCAAAAUCCCUUGGGAGCUUGAAGCAUUUACAUAUCUGGCAUGACAAUUCAGGUGACGAUCCUGAUUGGUUCCUUAGCAAGAUUGUCAUUGAGGAGAUGGGCGCGGACGCGUCCUGGGUUUUCGCGUGUAACAGUUGGCUAGCCGUUGCUAAAGAUAACGGUGGCACCGUACGGUUGCUACGUGCAGCCAAACUGGAAGACAUGACGCAGUUCAAGCACGCUUUCAAUUCACAGCGAUCGCAGAACUUUGCCGAAGGUCAUCUUUGGCUCUCAGUCGCCACCAAGCCUCCAAACAAUCUUUUUACCCGAGCCCAGCGCGCCACAUGCUGUCUGACGCUGUUUUUCUCUGUUCUGAUCGUCAACGCCAUGUUCUACAACUUGGACGGGACCCGGGAAGAAUCGUUCCAGAUCGGCCCAGUCAAAAUGAGCCUGAGGCAGAUCAUGAUUGGAAUCCAAAGCAGUCUUAUCGUCGCUCCUGUGAAUUUACUGAUAGCGAUACUCUUUAAGAAAAGCACUAAACCAAGCAAGUGCUGCAAACCAAGGAGUCGGAGCCAGUCCAAGGAUCACAUCUUAGAAGAAGCAAAGGAGAGCGAAGAGGUUAAACCUACGAAAAAGAAGUUCGAGCUACCACGUUGGUGUAUUUACAUCGCGUGGAGUUUGUGCUUCUGCGUUGUCCUUACUUCAGCCACCUUCACGUUCUUCUACAGCUUGACUUGGGGCAAAGAGAAAAGCAAUCAGUGGCUAGCAUCUAUCUGCAUCUCCUUUGUCCAGGAUAUCCUUGUAGUACAGCCAAUAAAAAUAAUCCUAGUGGCGGUAGUUGUUGCGUAUUUGAUGGACAAAAAGGGAAAGAUGAAGAGAACCGGAAAAGAGAAAUCGGACGUUGAGGACAAGGAGGAGAUGGACGAAGAAAAGUUCUUCUCCGCGAGUGAGCGGAGACGUCUAAAGAAAGCCAAGAGACAGGCGGAGCGAGCAGACAAGAUCCAUAGACUGAUGAGAGAGGGCAUCGGUUUCGCUCUGUUCUAUUUUAUUCUCGCCAUUCUGGCAUUUGGAACUACUACAAACUUGUCAUAUACUAUGACAGAUUCUACUACUGCAAGUUUGGCUGGCUACGAUACGGUAUCCAGCAAAGACAGGUUAUGGGCGUGGUUGGAGGGGCAGUUUCUUUCGUCUAUGUACUCAGGGGAAUGGUACAACGGACAGCUGGAAUUAACGGAACAGUACAUAUCAGACAAAGCUUCAAUCUUGAUAGGAAUGCCUCAGCUGAGACAACUAAGGGUCAAGAAAGAUCUAUGCACAUUUCCAAGCGAGGUAAAGCCGUAUUUUGAGUCCGAGUCCUGCCUUUCUACUUACUCCAUCCCAGACGAGGACACCACUCCCUACAAUUUACCUGGGUGGACUCCCCUGGACGCACAAGACAGCUGGGUCAACUUAACCACACUCUGCCCCAAGCCCUGGCGGUACACCUCGUCCGCGCAACUGGAUAAUCUUCCAAGCUGGGGCUACUUUACCUUAUAUGGAGGAGGUGGCUAUGUUGCCAGCUUGGGCUAUCAGUCUAGUUCAGCUAUAGUUGCUUUACGAGAGCUUAAACAUAGCUCAUGGAUGGAUAGACGCACCCGAGCCGUAUUCCUAGAGCUUUCCCUGUUCAACAUAAACACAAAUAUUCUCCAAGUGGUGGUGUAUAUAUUUGAGAGUUUGCCAACAGGAGGGAUGAGUGGGUUUUAUAGACUGUACUCGCUGCCAGUCGGAAGCUCUGACCCAGGAUUCCACCAAUUCUAUCUUCUUUGCCAGGUUUUCUUCAUAGGAGUUGUGCUGUUUAAGUUGAUCAGGGAAUUUUCCAAGAUUUGUAAGAUGAAGCGGGGUUAUUUCGGGGAUUCAUGGAACUGGGUUGAGGUUUUUAUCCUUAUAUGUGCUCUUUGUGCGGUUUUCCUGCAAUUUCUCAAGUCGCACUCAAUCCUAGCUCAUUUAGAAAAAGUCAAGAAGAACCCUUAUGCUAACGUGUGGUUCCAAAAAGCAGUGCACUGGGCAGAAGCUCAAACAACUGCAUUUGCACUGGCCCUCUUCGCCACAACCCUAAAAUUUCUCCGCCUUUUGAGAUACAACAAGCAUAUUUAUGUUCUUAACUGCACAUUUCGCGCAGCAAAAAAGGAUUUGGUCUCAUUUUCGAUUGUGAUUUUCGUGAUUAUCAUAGCUUUUGCGCAGUUUGCCUUUAUUGUGCUUGGUAAGAAUUUAGAAGCCUUCAGUUCGUUGCCAAACAGUCUCUACACCGAGUUCCUAAUGUCUCUUGGUGGAAGCAUGGCAAUCCAUGACUUGACCAACACCAAUCGAAUCCUCGGCCCUAUUUUCGGCUUUGGAUUUGUAACGUCUAUGGCGUUUUUGUUCGUCAACAUGUUUGUCGCUAUCCUAAAUGAUGCUUACUACGAGGGAUGUGAAAUCACUCAGAAAAACAAUGAAGUUAUUCAGAUGAACAUGGUUAACUUCUUUAUGAAGAAGUUUGAGCGAAUGGUCAAGAAAAGGGACACGAAAAUAGGAGAUGUUUGGAGACAGCAUGGUGAUCGAGAUGAUGAGGAUGAUGAAGAUGGCAUAAACGAUUCUCAAAAGUCCCUCAAGGGAACACCGAAAGAUGAGGAGCAGCAAGAAACAUUCUCGAGCAUUGAGAUGGGUUUGAGCUGCGCACCAAAGAAUGAGGAGAAAGAGAAUAGCUACGAGCAGGACAAACCGAGCAAUGAUAGAAAGGUUCAACAAAACUCAUCUUACAAGAAAAGACUUGAUGAUAUCUCUGGAAAAGAGCUACAGAAUUCCAAGAAUAAAGAAGGUCUGGCCCAGCCAUCGCCAACCAAGGAAAAGAGCAAUCUCAGCAUGAAGUUACGUACAUCAUCUGGUGAAAAGAAAUCCGAUCGUUAUGUGACUUUCGACAUAGCAGGUGAUGACACAAAUGAAGAAGUUAAGUCUGAAGAAGUGAAAGCCAAAACUCUACCAGCAAGCGCAGUUGAAAAUACCAAAAAAGCAAUGUCCGAAUUCAUGAUCUCUCGUCCCAAGGUGAAAAGAGGUCAUCGUAGAAAAAUGGUCGAGGUCAGGACCCAGGAUGGUAAGGCGUUACUUGUGAAGAGAGGACAAGAAGGAAAGUAUUUUAAGUCAUCGAUGAAGAAGAAAUCGAGGGCACGUCCUACUGCCGAAGUAAAGGAGCUGGACAUGGAACCGAACAUAAGAUUCAUUGAGGAGAAAUUCCAUGCGCUGUCAGAAUCUAUUGAGAGCGUGCUGACGGACAAUGAAGCAGAAAGCAAGGCCUUGAUAAGAUUUAUGCUGAGGAACAUCCUUACCAAGAUGGCGGCCGAAAAUGCUACAACAUCAAACGAAGAAGGGAGUAACGAUGAGAUACUGGUGCCAUCACCUAGCACACCCAUCUCAACUCUCAUCAUGCCUGAUGACCUCGAUGAGAUACUGGUACCAUCACCCAAUACACCCAUCUCAACUCUCAUCAUGCCUGAUGACCUCGAUGAGAUACUGGUACCAUCACCCAAUACACCCAUCUCAACUCUCAUCAUGCCUGAUGACCUCGAUGAGAUACUGGUACCAUCACCCAAUACACACAUCUCAACUCUCAUCAUGCCUGAUGACCUUGCAGAAGAGUUAGCUAACGCAAUUGACUACCCAGAGGCAGUGGACACGAAUGUAGAAAUAAAAGAGAACGAGGCUUUUUUUGAAAAAAUCGAAACACCCGAUGAUUUCCUAAGUUCCUCAGAAAGUGAGAGCGAGGAAGACGAGUUAUUCUUUGAUUCUGAGGACCAGUUGAAAGUUCAUGAAUCGUUUGACAAACGGACGAUGAAAUCCCCGGAUUUCCCGUUCGAGUGGAAUGCAGCUACCUCCAAACCACCACAUCACGAUAUCGAGUUCAGUGAAGAAAAGUGGCUGUCCGUGCUUCCAAGGUACAGGCGCCGUAAGGGCGAGACCGUGGACGCGAAGGGAUCAGAAAUAUGAUGAAUGCUGAAUUGAGGGCUAACCCACAUAACACCUAUAUAAAUCUGGUGUUCCACUGCAUAUAAUAAAGGUAACUGCGAGUUAAAAUUUGCAUCCAGAGCUGUGUUGUAGUUAUAAAUCGAAGUAAAUAUCAAACACAAAUAACAAGACAAAAGGCUUUCUAUCCUGUUCUAAAGUGAGUUAUGGAUAGGGGAAUGCCUGCAAAAUACAAGUUAAAUUAGCUUUAUCGCCAGUUGUUGUAUCUCAUAGGCUUGACUUUUGGCCGCGCAGAGUUUUAGGAUGAAGGUUUUAUUCUUCGCUGCUUUCUGUUUCUGAUGAAACCCCACAGAAACGCUUGCUACGCAGCCUGGCCUGCAGCCGACACUGUAUUUUGUUUUCACUUUACUUCGCGCAAGGGUGCUCGGAGAUGCUAGCAAAAGGAAAACCUUGUCAAAAUUGGUCUCCUAAAAGUUUAGGUAAAUAUACAUAAAUAAAAAGCAUGCUUCCAACAUGCAUGAACAUGUAUCAAGUUAAUCAAUUGAUCUUGAAUUAAACCACGACUAACAACAAA
This is a messenger RNA of Nematostella vectensis (starlet sea anemone), 9267 nucleotides long. RefSeq names its product polycystic kidney disease protein 1-like 2. The coding region runs from base 93 to 8717 and encodes 2874 amino acids. The record is from RefSeq and is a predicted model, not a curated record. NCBI's taxonomy places the organism in Eukaryota, Metazoa, Cnidaria, Anthozoa, Actiniaria, Edwardsiidae. The transcript is spliced from 27 exons. Gene Ontology annotation, molecular function: calcium ion binding; calcium channel activity; protein binding. Gene Ontology annotation, cellular component: membrane. Gene Ontology annotation, biological process: detection of mechanical stimulus.